GUGCAUCAUACCGUCGUCGUCCACCGCACCGCGCCGCCGUCCUUUGCGCCGUUUCCCGCCGUCGAACGUUCGCGUGCACAUACCGUUCGAACCAACCGAUCCCGCGAUCUUUUGGUUGUUGUUUUUUUUUUAAUUUUUUCUGUUUAAUUUUUUUACCAUCGGUUUUCUCUCCACUUCUCGUUCAUCCGUCGUCGUUCUCGUCUAACGCGCGCCGACCGUUUCCGUAACGACCAAUCGUCGUGUCGUCCAGCACCGUCGGAGCCAUGCGACGCUCGUAAGUCGUGAACUCGCACAGAACCGCGUGCAACGAGAAACCCGUCGCCGACGCGUCCGCGGGUCCGUCGCCGCCAACCCUUGGACGGUCCGAACGGACACGGGAUCGCCACCGGACCGGAACGUCUCUCUGGUCGGCAACGUUUGCACCGUUUUUUCCCGCGGAGAAAUAAAAUAUUGACCAAGUGACUUAUUCGAAACUCAUUGGUUUCUCAAGAUAUAUAGUUAAGGAUUUAAGAUUUUGCCCAUUGUAUUGCAAUUGAUCACUGUGUUGUUCGCAGAGUCGACGAUAAACGUUAAGAUUGCAUACAGUCAAUUUUGAAGAUAAAAUUGAAGUUAAUCGAAAAGGACCAGUAUCGAUUGAAACCGAAAACAGUUCCAGUCCCGAUUGUCGAAAAUGACGUUGUCUUUGUGCGGUGUAUUUGUCGUGUGCGUGGCGCUCAUCGUGCCGGGGACUCACGCCAUUACCAUCGAAGAACUGCCACCAGAUCACGUGCGAGAGUUGUCCUGCGGCCGAAUGUACUACAGGACUUUUCACUUGGAUGAAAAUCGUGACACAUUAUAUGUCGGUGCCAUGGACCACGUGUUCCGGCUGAACCUGAGCAACAUCAGCCACUCCAGCUGCAAGGAUUCCAUCAAUCUGGAUCCAUCGAACACUAUGAGUUGCACGUCAAAAGGAAAAUCUGAGAAUUUCGAUUGCCGAAACCAUAUUCGAGUGAUCCAGUCCAUCGGCGACGGCAGCCGGAUAUACGUUUGCGGCACGAACGCGCACAAUCCAAAGGACUACGUGAUCUACUCCAAUCUGACACAUUUGCCCAGGCACGAGUAUGUGCCCGGCGUGGGAUUAGGCACGGCCAAGUGCCCGUACGACCCGCUGGACAACUCGACGGCCAUCUGGUCAGAAAAGGGCAACCCGGGACAGUUGCCGGCCCUGUACAGCGGCACCAACGCCGAGUUCACCAAAGCGGACACGGUCAUCUUCCGGACGGAUCUGUUCAACUUGACGACGGGGCGCAAGGAGUUCGCGUUCAAAAGAACGUUGAAAUACGAUUCCAACUGGCUCGACAAACCGGACUUUGUGGGCUCCUACGACAUCGGCCAGUACGUGUUUUUCUUCUUCCGCGAGACUGCCGUCGAGUACAUCAACUGCGGCAAAAGCAUAUUUUCCCGCGUGGCCAGAGUGUGCAAAAAGGACACUGGUGGCAAGAACAUACUCAACCACAAUUGGGCCACGUACCUAAAAGCUCGGCUCAACUGUUCCAUACCCGGCGAAUACCCGUUCUAUUUCAACGAGAUCCAGAGCAUUUACAAAGUACCAGGUGACGACACGCUUUUCUACGGAGUGUUCACCACGUCAACCACGGGCCUGAUGGGCUCGGCUAUAUGCACGUUCCGGCUCGAGGACAUUGACCACGCGUUCGCCGGACGGUUCAAGGAACAAGCCAGCUCCACUUCAGCCUGGCUCCCGGUGCUUUCCACUAAGGUACCCGAACCCAGACCUGGCCAGUGCGUCAACGACACGGAAACCCUGCCAGAUUCCGUGUUGAAUUUCAUCCGCAGUCACCCUCUAAUGGACGAAGCGGUAGCACACAAAGACAACCAACCCGUGUUCUACAUGCGUGACUUGUUUUUCACGCGUCUCGUGGUCGACGUUCUCGAUUACGUUGUGUUCGGCAAUCAUCUGCACUACACAGUCUAUUAUGCCGCUACCAACGAAGGCAGAGUGUAUAAAGUGGUCCAGUGGUACAACGACGAAGGCGUACCGGGAUCGGCUUUGCUGGACAUAUUCGACAUUAUGCCCGGUCUGCCCAUCACGGCGAUGGAGAUAUCCAAAAAGCACAAGGCUCUGUACGUGGCGUCCGAUGAGAGCGUCAGACAGAUCUACUUGUCCAUGUGCACUCACCGGUACGACAGCUGUUUGCGGUGCGUCCAUGACCCGUACUGCGGCUGGGACAAACAAUCCAAGACCUGCAAACCGUACCAGCCCGGGCUCCUGCAGGACGUGACCAACUCGUCACGUAGCGUGUGCGAGAGCUCGGUGGUCAACAAGAGGCUAACCGUCACGUUCGGCCAGAGCGUGCACCUUAGUUGUUUCGUGAAAAUGCCACAAGUGCUGAAAGUGUACCCGGUCACUUGGUACCAUCACAGCAAGGAAAAAGGACGUUACAUGGUCUCGUUCAGCCGAGUGGAGAAGUACAUAGCGACGGUCGAGGGUGGCAUGGUGAUUGUCGGCGCUUCAGAAGAAGACGGCGGCAGGUACGACUGUCAGUUGGCCGGCGCUCUGUUGUGCACGUUCAACUUGACGGUGGACGCACACCGGUGUUCGCCUCCGGCUCGAUCGCAAGACUACCAUCGGGUGUACUCGGACUGGUGUCACGAGUUCCAAAAAUACAAGAGCGCCAUGAAAUCCUGGGAAAAAAAACAAGCUCAAUGUAGCAGCUCAAGACAAAACGAGACCGCCAUCGCCCAGGGUCUACUGUCAAACGAAUUAGGCGCCAGUCCGGCUCUGUAAAAAGGAUCCCAUGCCGCCGCCGUUUCCAAUCCCCGUGUACACAACUACCACCACCGUGGUCGUCGUUCAACCGCUGCAGCCGGAGAAAAGCGAAAAGGAAAAUUAUAAUAUAUAUACGUAUAUAUGUAUAUAUGUGUAUAUGUAUAUGUGUACGUACGCCGCGUAUAUAUAUGU
Molecule: messenger RNA, 2959 nt
Organism: Sipha flava (yellow sugarcane aphid)
Lineage: Eukaryota; Metazoa; Arthropoda; Insecta; Hemiptera; Aphididae
Gene: Sema2a
Product: semaphorin-2A
Exons: 19
Coding region: 671-2785 (704 amino acids)
Biological process (GO): positive regulation of cell migration; negative chemotaxis; neural crest cell migration
Molecular function (GO): semaphorin receptor binding; chemorepellent activity
Source: RefSeq, a predicted model, not a curated record